Drosophila gunungcola (fruit fly) is the source of this 2809-nucleotide messenger RNA. RefSeq names its product actin nucleation-promoting factor WASL (gene WASp). The record is from RefSeq and is a predicted model, not a curated record. Gene Ontology annotation, molecular function: actin binding; small GTPase binding. NCBI's taxonomy places the organism in Eukaryota, Metazoa, Arthropoda, Insecta, Diptera, Drosophilidae. Gene Ontology annotation, biological process: actin filament organization; regulation of Rho protein signal transduction. Gene Ontology annotation, cellular component: plasma membrane. The transcript has 7 exons. The coding region runs from base 660 to 2249 and encodes 529 amino acids.
AAAAAAGAAACAGAAGAGUGAAGAAGUGCACGAAAAUAAACGCAAAAAAAUCAAUGGCCCCCCUUGCAGAACUGCGAGCAUGAGAAUGCAAGCCCCCAGAGACCUUGAGCUUAGAUACACCCCAUCGGGGUCUAUUCACCCCUGUUUCUUCAUUUUACCCCACCUGGCGAGACGGACAGGUGCAUCUUCGAUUCGAUGUUCCCCGAGUGCCUAACAUUAAAUAGCCCAGACCAGUGUGCCUGUAUCAUACAUGCGCACAUCUAAUCAGUGGUUUCGCCAAAAGAUAAGGCCGCCCUCUGGUCUUUUCCAAAGAGUUUGCCUCGCUUUUACCCACAUUCAAUCGCAGCUGGCUGACGGUUUCUGUUUGUGUUUCUGUUUCUGUUUCUGAUUUCCAACUUCGGGGACCCGUGACUCAGACUCGCACUCAGACACAACCUAUCCGAUCCAAAGCGAUCCGCUCGCAGUUCCGUCAUAACCAGCUAUAUCGUCAUAGCCAACGCAGGUCUCUCUCGCACGCGCUCUUGGCCGUAAUUCGGUUAAAAAGUGUCAUUAAAUAAGCCAAAACCGAUAAUACCCAACGAUUUUUAAACGGAAAGCAGCCCAGAUCCAGCUCCAGACCCAGACCCAGAUUCAGGUCCAACGACUCCAACUCCGACCAGAUGAGCAGCGGAAUGAGGUCGCAGGACGGUCCGCGGGCGAAGGUCAAUGCCGCCAGCUCGCUGCUCACCCAGGAGGAAAAUGAAGCCGUCUUCAGGCUGCUGGGGAAGAAGUGUCAGACACUGAACACCGCCGUUGUGCAGAUCUACAAGACGGAGGGCAGUGCCCACGCCCACUGGAAAAAGCGGCACACCGGAGUCGUCUGCUUCGUGAAGGACAGCGCCAUUCGAUCCUACUUCAUGCGCGCCUACUGCCUGAUCAAGAACGAGUUGAUCUGGGAGCACGAGAUAUACGAUGGCAUGCAGGUGGUCAAGUCGCGACCCUUUCUCCUCACCUUCGAGGGCAGUGAUGGCCAUGUAGGACUGAACUUCGUCUCCGAAGAGGAGUGCGACUCGUUCUUCCGUAUUGUGGACGCCACCAUAGAGACGCGCAAUCGCAAGCGACAGGAUAAGCGCAAUCGGCAGAAGAGCCAGCAGGCACCCAAUGCGCCACUGCCUCAAGUGCAGCGGGAGCCGGCCAGGCCACCGCCCACGCAGGGCGGCAUGUCCGCCAUUGAUGGCGGAAACGUUCAGCUGCGGAACAACAAGAUCAACUCGGUGACACUGACGCCGGCGCCAGCGAAGAACUUCCUGCCCAGCAGCUUUGGGCUGGGUGGCGGCCAGGCGAAGGACAAGAACAAGCGCAAGGUGACCAAGGCAGACAUUAGCCAGCCGACGAACUUCGUCCACAUCAUUCACGUGGGCUGGAAUGCCGACCAGGGCUUCAAUCUGGCGGGCAACGAGAACGACGAGGUGCUGAACGAGUUCUUCGUCAAGGCCGGUGUCUCCGAGACGGAGCUCAAGGAUCGGGACACCCGUGCCUUCAUCUACGACUUCAUACAGAGCAACAAUGUUCUGGCGUCGGUGAAGCAGGACAGCGUGGAGUCGCCAACGGAAGAAACGCCUCCCGUGCCGCCACCGGUGCCAACCCGUCAUCCUUCUAAUGGCAACCAAAGAACUGCACCACCGCUGCCGCCGGCGAGACAACCACCUCCAGUGCCCGUCACUGUGCCCGGCGCCACUCGAGCUCCGCCACCACCCAGCAGACCACCACCCAUCAGUACCGCACCACCACCGCCGCCAGUCAGCGCACCCGUUGUAGCGCCACCACCUCCUCCACCGCCACCCCCAGCAGCGGUGGCACCACCACCGCCCCCGCCCAUGCCAGUGGGAGAGAUCCCAGUCAUCACCACCACGCACGCUCCCACUCAAGCAGCCAGGCCAGCGGCUCCAGCAGCUCCAGGAGCUCCAGAUACACGCAACGCACUCAUGGACGCCAUUCGCAAAGGAACCCAGCUGAAGAAAGUGGACACGACUGCACUCAGCACUGGUAGCGGCGACUCUCGCAGCGAUUUAAUGAAGGACAUUCGCCAGGGCACUGUGUUGAAGCCGGCCAAGGAACGGGAGCUGGGCAGCCAGCGAAACAGCGAUAAUGGAGGCGGCACCGACGCCCUGGCCGAUGCACUGCGUCGGGCGCUGGCGGCACGCGGAAACGCCAUCCACUCGGACGAGGACGAGACCGACUCCUCGGACAACGAGGGCGAGUGGGACUAAGUGGCUAAGGGACUAAGCUACUUGCGAGCUACACGGAUGACACGAUGCGGGGCAGCAGACACUAUUCCAAAUAUAAGCAAUAAUUUAGUUCGUGCUUUGGCAUUUUGGUUUAUCGUUAGAUAAAUCCCUGUAAAUACUGUUAGUGAAUUUUCAUACCUCUUUAAUUUAAUUGUACGAGUUUAACAAACGCAAAAAGUACUAAAAGGAUAACCACAAAUUGAGAAAUUGUAUCAGCAUUUGCCCGCUUUUAAUUUGUUCCGUAUUGAAUCACAUUCGCAUAUCCAUAUACAUCUGCUCAAUAUUUAAUAUGAACGAAACGCAUGUAUGUUAGUUCAUUAAUAUAUGUGGGUGAAUUUUGCAAAACCCCGUUCAGACUACUGUGCCAAAAACUUGAGAACACCAAAAUGAAAAACGAGUUUGUGAAAAAAUUAGAGAUUCACCUUGUCUGCGAACUGAAAAACUGUAAACUGAGCGAUAAAUUUAUUUUAGUGAAUAUAUUUUAUAAAUCUAUAACAAAGGAAAGGAUCAAGCAAAAAAUAAACUGUGACUACUUUUAAUAA